AUGUUGAUAUUGAUCAUCCAUAAAUAUUAUUAUGAACUUAUUAUUCUGCUUAUUCUUCAGUUAAUUUCAUGUGAUGAUAAAUCACUCUGUAUAUUUACCAAAAAUAUAUAUUUGAAUGGUCUAAAACAACAAUUACAAGUAGAAUCAUGGGGUUAUGAUAGUAUUCGAAUACGUCUUAGUCCAGAUGUAAUUAUACAAACGCCAGAUUAUCAAGCGUUACUUCCAGAAAAACCAAUGGUAGAUAAAAAAGAUUGUCAACAAUUAAAUGGAAAUACAUUUAUUAAUGGUAAUAUUAAAUUUAUCAUCAAUGAUGAUAAUGAAACAUGGUCAAUUCAACGUCAGUCAGAUAGACUCAUUCUUAUUCAAACACAGUCAACCACAUUUUUGCCAUAUAAUUAUCCAGUCUCUGUUUAUUCGCCUAUUUAUACUCUUUACAAAUUAUCAUUGAUUUAUACACAUGUUCAAAAUGGAUAUCUAUAUGGUUUAGGACAACAUCAUUAUGGUCAUAAUCUAACAUUACCAUAUCAUAAUUUUCAUUUGCCAUUUGUUUUUUCAUCAACUGCACCAACAAAUGGUGAUAUAACAAUUCCAUGGUAUAUACAUACAUCAGGUUUUGGAUUUCUUUGGAAUCAACCAGGUUAUGGUUCAUUUGAUGUUAAAAAUGAUAAAGAAAUAAUGUGGACUGCAAAUGCUACACAUCAACUUGAUUUAUGGAUUACAACAAUACCUAAAGAAAAAUCUAUCUCUUCAUCAUUCUAUCCUAUUAUUAUGAAAAAUUAUGUUGAUGUUAUUGGUCAUCCAAAUCCAUUACCAUAUUUUGCUUCGGGUUUUUGGCAUUGUAAAAAUCGUUAUCGUACUCAAAAAGAAUUAUUGGAUGUAGCAAAAGGUUAUUAUGAUCGUCAAAUACCAGUGAGUGUUAUUGUUAUCGAUUAUUUUCAUUGGUCAGCAUUUGGUGAUUGGAAAUUUAAUAGUACAUGUUGGCCAGAUAUACCAAAAAUGAUGAAUGAAUUAAAAUCAUAUGGAAUGAAAUUAAUGGUAUCUGUUUGGCCUCAUGUAUCAAAAGACUCUGAAAAUUUUAUGACUAUGAAUAGAACAGGUUUAUUGACCCAUGAUGCUAAUGGAAGUAUUUUAGCAACAACUGGCCCAAUUAGUAAUGUUUCUUUUUAUAUUUCCGAUCAAUUUAAUCCAGCUACACGACAAUAUAUAUGGAAUAAAAUAAAAAAGAAUUAUUUUGCUUAUGAUAUCAAAAUUUAUUGGUUAGAUGCUGAUGAACCAGAAUCUCCUCGACCUGGCUUACAAUGGUGGUAUGGUCGACAUGAUGAUGAAAUUGCAAUGGUAUGGACAAGAGAACAUCAACGAACAUUUUGGGAUGGAUUAAGAGAAGAAAAGGAAGAAGAAAUAAUUAUGCUAAGUAGACAAGCAUGGAUAGGAAGUCAUUUGAUGAAUGUAGCUGUAUGGAGUGGUGAUAUUGAUUCAUCAUGGGAAGAAUUAUUAAAACAAAUUAAAGUAGCACAAAAUGUUGCUUUAUCUGGAAUUUAUUGGUGGACAACAGAUAUUGGUGGUUAUAGUCCUGUUGGUUUAGAUGAUAAUGAAUUUCAAGAAUUAAUAUUGAGAUGGUUUCAAUUUGGAGCAUUCUGUCCUCUAUUUCGUCUACAUGGUUACCGUUAUCCACCUUUGCCAGAUAAUGAAUGUGGAUUUUCUGGUGGUCACAAUGAAGUAUGGUUAUUUAAUUAUAGUAAACAAAUUAUUGAUAUAAUUCAAUUGCGUGAAUCUUUACGUGGUUAUGUUGAAUAUCAUUUGAAUAUUUCAAAUCAAAAUGGAACACCUCUUCUACGACCAAUGUUUUAUGAUUUUAACGAUGAUAUUGAAUGUUAUAAAUCUGAAGAUCAAUAUAUGUUUGGAUCAGAUUAUUUAGUUGCUCCUAUUUAUACAUAUCAAGCCACAUCACGUUUAGUUUAUUUACCUAAAAUUGAUAAACAGAAUUUCGUCUGGCAACAUUUUUAUACGAAACAAAUUUAUAAAGGUGGUCAACGUUAUAACAUUUCUACUACUUUAAAUGAUUUUCCUCUUUUUGUAAAGAUUGCAUCAAAUAAUAAUGAUGUACUAAUACAUGGAUUAAUCAUGCUUUUAAUUCUUAUAGCUUUACUUUUUUUAACAGUAAAGUUUUAUAUGCCAAUGUUAUACUCUAAGCAAUCUGCUUUGUUUUAUAUUCGUCGUCGUCGACAAACAUCGAAAGAUAUUCAUCGUUAA
Rotaria sordida is the source of this 2250-nucleotide messenger RNA. The record is from the annotation of a GenBank genome assembly. NCBI's taxonomy places the organism in Eukaryota, Metazoa, Rotifera, Eurotatoria, Philodinida, Philodinidae.